Molecule: messenger RNA, 573 nt
Organism: Fraxinus pennsylvanica
Lineage: Eukaryota; Viridiplantae; Streptophyta; Magnoliopsida; Lamiales; Oleaceae
Source: the annotation of a GenBank genome assembly
AUGGUUGCUGGGAAGGUAAAAGAGGUAAUGGGUUUUCAAAAAUCUUCAUCAAACCAAAAGCAAAAGCCACAGAUAUCUCCUAAACCUCCACCAUCAUCCAUGCCGACAUCCGGGAACCACAAGGGAAACGGCACCGUAUUCUCACGCUCAUUCGGUGUUUACUUACCACGCGCCUCCGCACAGGUCCAGCCCCGUCCCCCUGACAUUAGCGAGCUCCUCCGUCUCGUCGAAGAAUUACGUGACCGAGAGUCCCGUUUUAAAACCGAACUCUUAGAACAUAAGCUGCUCAGAGAUUAUGUAGUUCCAAGUUAUGACCUCUUGAAAGCUGUUUUCUUCUUCCAUGUAAUUGGAGGUGGGGAAUACACUAAAGAGAACGUGGCUAGAUGGUGGACUGUAGAUACUGGAAUUCUUUUAGAUGUAGAGCUUCCUGAUGUCUGCUUUGUUUUUACCCAACUGGAUCAUUGUGAAAAAGCAAAACUUACCCCUAAAAGCGAAGUCAACAAUGAACUUGACAAAGCUCCUCAAUAUUCUUUUUCUCGCAAGAGAAAAGGAGACGAGGGAGGACAAGCUUGA